This is a messenger RNA of Brettanomyces nanus, 2205 nucleotides long. RefSeq lists its product as uncharacterized. Lineage: Eukaryota; Fungi; Ascomycota; Pichiomycetes; Pichiales; Pichiaceae. Gene Ontology annotation, biological process: vesicle-mediated transport; intracellular protein transport. Bases 1 to 2205 code for a protein of 734 amino acids. Gene Ontology annotation, molecular function: clathrin binding. Gene Ontology annotation, cellular component: membrane coat. The record is from RefSeq and is a predicted model, not a curated record. The transcript has a single exon.
AUGGGCGCCGGUCACUUAGAAAGGAAACUCCGACGGAUGUUCAAGAUUCCUGUUAAGGGGGAAAACAGUGAAUUUCGUUCCGGCCUAGUAUCACAAUACUCCGAUGAGAGAAAAGACACCAUUCAGAGAGUCAUUGCCGCCAUGACUGUUGGUAAGGAUGUGUCCUCGUUAUUUCCAGACAUUUUGAAAAAUAUUGCCACUCACGAUUUAGAGCAGAAGAAGUUGGUUUAUCUUUACUUGAUGAACUAUGCCAAGACCAAUCCUGAGCUAUGCAUAUUGGCCACCAAUACUUUUGUUCAAGAUGCUGAAGACCCUAAUCCUUUAGUUCGCGCACUAGCUAUUAGAACUAUGGGAUGUAUCCGUGUUAAUGAGAUGGUGGAUUAUCUUGCGAUUCCUUUGAAGAGAACUUUGGAAGACGAUAAUCCUUACGUUAGAAAAACUGCUGCCAUCUGUGUGGUGAAGAUGUUUGCCUUGAACACUAAAUUGUGUGUGGAACAGGGAUUUCUUGAUACUUUGCUUAGUAUGCUAAACGAUUCCAACCAGAUGGUUGUCGCCAAUGCAAUUUCUGCGUUACUGGAGAUAUCCAAAAUGGGUGGUUCUCAAUUGCUUAAUAUCGAUUCCCGGAUUAUGAAGAAAUUGCUCAUCACCUUGAACGAAUGUACAGAAUGGGGAAGAAUUUCCAUUCUCACGGCGAUGGAGAACUUUGACACAAGUGACGUUACUGAAGUGGAUCAUAUCAUUGAGAAGGUCACUCCACAACUUCAGCACGAAAAUCCGGCUGUGGUUCUCAGCUCUAUUAAAGUGAUUCUCAAACAAAUGGACAAGGUAUCCAAUGAUCAACGCGAAAGACUUUUGCGCAGAUUGGCAUCACCCUUAUGUUCAUUACUCUCAAACCCACCAGAAAUUCAGUAUGUUGCUCUAAGAAAUAUUCGAAUCAUCUUGGAGAAAUAUCCACAUAUCCUUAGUAAUGACCUACAGGCGUUCUUUGUAAAGUACAAUGAUCCGCUAUACUUGAAGUUGGAAAAAAUCGAUAUUUUGGUUCGACUAGCAAAUGCAGGAAAUGCUGCUUUACUUCUUGCUGAACUUAGAGAAUAUGCCAUGGAAGUUGACAUCGAGCUAGUUAAUAGAGUUGUCAACGUCAUCGGUCAGCUUGCAAUAAAGAUUACUGAAAUUUCCAAGAAGGCUGUCGAUGUCUUGUACGAGUUGUAUUUGAACAGAUCCUCUUAUGUGUUGGAACAACUUGUCAUUGUGAUUCAAAACAUCCUCCGGCGGUAUCCUAAGAAGUAUCUUCCCACGGUAAUCACCAUUAUUGCCGAUUUGAAUUUUGACGAUCUUUCCAACACAGAAUCAUUAGCUUCAUACAUUUGGAUUAUUGGUCAGUACAGUAAAGAAAUUCCACAUUUGGAAGACAAGCUAGAGAUCAUGGCAUUACAAUUCAAGGAAUUGGAGCCGUUAGUUCAAGCCGCUGCUCUUACUGCCAUUGUCAAGAUUAACCUCACCAAAUCGACACCAAAGACGAGGCAGUUUCUCCAAAAAAUAUUAAAUGAAGCCACUACGGAGAUCGAAAAUGCUGAUAUUAGAGACAAGGCUUAUAUAUACUGGAGAAUUCUUUCUACAGAUGAUGAGGAAUUGCAGAAGAGCAUUGUGUUGAAACGUCUACCUGUUCUUGAAUCUACCAUUGACACUUUCUCUCCUCUUCUUCUCAAGCAACUUAUUAGCGAGAUAUCGAACUUGGGUUCUGUUUAUUACAAGCCAGCUGUCACGUUCAUUAAGCCUAAAGCAGAGAAUGAAGCUCUUGUCAAUAAUGCUACUUUGCAAUCAAAGAAGCUGGAAGAGUUGCAGCAGAUGGCCAAGUCAGAAAUUGUCAAUAAUGCAGUCAAAGCGGAGACUCUUCUUGACUUUGAUGAUUCUGAGGAGAAUCAGGACAGUGCAGCUCCGGUGGAUACUCCUAUGGGUUCCAUCGGGAUAGGAGCUACUACAGGUGCUGCCAAUAUUCUUGAUGAACUCAGUGACUUGUUUUCAGGAAUGACAACACAGCCACAACCUGGUACCACAUCCUCUGCAAUCGCGUCGACUUCUACGUCUACUUCUCCUUCUCCUGCUGCCGGUUCCACUAGCAAUUUGUUCGAACUGAUAAAUCAGCAAAAGCAUAAAACAAUAACUGGAAGUAGCACCACGCACGAUGAUUUACUGAACUUGUUCUAA